Molecule: messenger RNA, 591 nt
Organism: Talaromyces stipitatus ATCC 10500
Lineage: Eukaryota; Fungi; Ascomycota; Eurotiomycetes; Eurotiales; Trichocomaceae
Exons: 2
Coding region: 1-591 (196 amino acids)
Molecular function (GO): acyltransferase activity, transferring groups other than amino-acyl groups
Source: RefSeq, a predicted model, not a curated record
AUGUCAAAUGAUUGGUCGCCCUCGCCAACAUUCAGUAUCCCUACAGAGCGUUUACAUAUCUCAUAUUUCCAAGCGGACAACUCUGAGCACACUGAAUUUCUAGUCCGUCUCUGGAACACCGAAGAUUUCAUCAAAUCAUGUGGCAAGACAGGUCUCGACACUCCCGAAAAGUCAAAUGUUUUUAUCAGGAAUCGGGUCCUCCAAGACUAUAAAAGGAACAAGCACGGCCAAUUUCUUGUGCACCUCGCAGAAAGCAGGUUGAUUGGAGUAACCUCUCUAAUGAAAGGCGAACCACCAAAUGCAUAUUCCGCACCGGAUAUUGGGUAUACAAUCUUGCCCGAGGAGAGUGGUAAAGGGUACGCAACUGAAGCCAGCAUUGGGCUAUUGGAGUAUGCACGUCGGGAGCUUGGAAUCAAUGAUGCUUUUGGAUUUUGUGGUCAGGAUGAUGCACGUUGUCGUCGUGUGUUGGAGAAGAUUGGCUUGCAGUUCAGGGGAAAUAGGGCAUUGAAGGUAUUUGGUGGUGCGCAAAGUGCUGUUUAUGCGCUGCCGGAGAUGAGCCAGGAUUUGACGGUGUAUGGGAUAGAUGAUUGA